Messenger RNA from Morchella importuna, 1029 nucleotides. RefSeq lists its product as uncharacterized. Lineage: Eukaryota; Fungi; Ascomycota; Pezizomycetes; Pezizales; Morchellaceae. The record is from RefSeq and is a predicted model, not a curated record. The coding region runs from base 1 to 1029 and encodes 342 amino acids. The transcript has 4 exons.
AUGUCUUCCUCUGACUCUGACUCUGGUACCGCCCGCACUGGCACCGUCCUCACUGGCGUCUUCACCCGCGCCGGCGUCAUCACCACCAACAACGAAGCCACUGCCUCCACUGGCCCCACCGUCAACAGCAACGAAUCCAUUGUCGAAGCCAUCCGUGAAGCCGUCAACGACUACUCCCUGCGCAAGAAAGCCGCCUGCGCCGAUGGCGAGGACUGGAAGAAUGUCGCUGGGGCCCGCACCAGGGAGCUCACCGAAGAAGAAUCCGCAAGGUUCACCAAGGCAUUCGACGAAAACAUGGAAGCCAGUGAAGACCUUGCAGCAGACUCCGACACCGAAUCCGGCGACGCCCUCUGUGCCAUGGCUGCAGAGCUUUGCAGCAAGGAGCCUGAGGCCUGCUGCAAGAAGACCGUCGAUGAAGAAGCUAAAGACGCCAGUGUCAACACCAAGGCCACCGACGAGGCUGUCACUACUGCUGUUGACGGAGCUGCGGAGGUCGAAAUUCAAGGUACACUAUCCACCAGCCAAACCCUCCUCCCUGCCAGCGUGGCAUGGUGGAAAAAAAGAGAAUCGAUUGUAGACUUCGCUGCUAACUACGGGAACAACCAAGCCGGCAACGAAGCCACCACCUCCCCUGCUGUUGAGGAGGAGGAGAAGGAGGCCAAGGACCUUCCCCCGGCGUAUGUUGAGGAGAAGGCUGUUGAGGCUGUCAGCAGUGAAGUUGUUGCUGCCAUCCAGAAGAUUGAGGAUUUGGCCAUCAGCGAGGAGGAAGACAUGUCUGUCAAGGAAGUCACCACCUCCGAUGGUAAGCAUGUUAUUAUUUCUCCUUUCGGCGACGUCGUCCCAUGGGAUGAUUUCAUCGAAUUCAUAAAUAGGUCAAGCAGGUCACUGAAACCACUGGUGGUACUCUGGUUGAGGUUGAGAAAACUGAAAAGGUUGCUGGGAACGGAGGAUGCUGCUCUUCUUGCCACUAAUUGGCUCUGCCAAUCACCUUUUCCUUUUUCCCCCUCAAAGGAUAGAUUCACGAUUUAA